Rodentolepis nana is the source of this 1281-nucleotide messenger RNA. NCBI's taxonomy places the organism in Eukaryota, Metazoa, Platyhelminthes, Cestoda, Cyclophyllidea, Hymenolepididae. The record is from the annotation of a GenBank genome assembly.
AUGGGUUGGGGUUUCUACACAUGUGGGCCCAACGAAGCGCUUGUCGUUUCCGGCUGCUGUUAUAAUAAGCCUUACUAUGUUCCGGGUGGUCGGGUCUUCGUUCUUCCAUUUGUUCAAAGAAUUGACCGAAUUUCUCUAAACAUAAUGACUCUAAUUAUUGAAAGUCCUCGAAUCUACACUCGCAAUGGUGUACCAAUUACAGUUACUGGAGUCGCUCAAGUGAAAAUUCAGGGUUCUAACUCGGAGAUGUUGAGCGCCGCAUGUGAACAAUUUCUUGGCAAAUCCGAACCCGAAAUUCAGGAAGUUGCUAAACUUACCUUAGAAGGACAUCAGCGUGCCAUAAUGGGUAACAUGACUGUCGAGGAGAUCUAUAAAGACCGCAAACUUUUUUCUCGCAGUGUUUUCGAGGUUGCAUCAUCAGAUCUAGUGAAUAUGGGAAUCAGUGUUGUCAGCUAUACUUUGAAAGAUGUCAAAGACGACGAGGGCUACUUGGAAGCGUUAGGAAUGGCUCGUACAGCUCAAGUGAAACGUGACGCCCGAAUUGGCGAGGCUGAGGCUCGAAGAGAUGCUGGAAUUCGUGCAGCUCAAGCAGAAGAGGCAAAGACCAAAGAGGCGUUAAAAAAUGAGGCCCUAGUUGCUAAGGCUCAGCGUGACCUGGCCCUCAAGCGCGCUGCCUGUGACAAAGAAGUUAGGGCUCUACAGGCCAAAGCUAACCUCGCUUAUCAACUUCAGGCUGCCAAGACACGUCAACAAAUUCGAGCUGAAGAGAUGGCUGUAGAGUUGGUUGAACGCAAACGUCGUAUCGAACUGGAGGAAUUGGAGCGUCAACGUGCUCACUUCCGUCUUGAAGCUGAGGUUAGAAGCCCUGCUGCUUCGGAAUGCUUCCGUCUUCGCACAAUCGCCGAGGCGGAGCAGGCUCGAGUGACUGCAGAGGCCGAAGCAGAAGCCGAGUCAGUGAAACUCAAGGGUCUGGCUGAAGCCGAAGCAAAUCGUGUUGUUGCGCUGGCUGAGGCUGAAAAGAUGCGUCAGGUCGCCGAGGCUCUCAAGAACUAUCAGGGAGCAGCGAUGUUGGACAUGGUCCUGCAGGCCCUGCCCCGGGUAGCAGCCGAGAUCAGUUCACCACUGACGAACUGUGAGAAGGUCACGAUGGUUGCCACUGGUGAUGGGGAAGUUGGUAUCGCCAAGCUCUCAAAUGAGGUUGUCCGUGUUAUUGAGUGUCUCCCAUCUCUCAUUACCUCUCUCACUGGUCAGGACAUGAAAUCCUUCAUUCCAUCACGCUAA